AUGUCGCGGUUGGCGUCGGCGCUGCUGGCCCUGGCGACGGUGGCCGCGGUGGCGGUGGCGGUGCGGCCGACGGUGGACGUGACCGCGACGGUGGCCUUCGGGGAGGGCUACACGCCGCUCUUCGGCUUCGACAACAUCCUCCGCUCCGCCGACGACCGCACCGUCAGCCUCCUACUCGACCGCUCCACCGGGUCGGGGUUCAUCUCGUCGGCCAUGUACGAGCACGGCUUCUUCAGCGCGUCCAUCAAACUGCCGUCCGACUACACGGCGGGGGUGGUGGUGGCCUUCUACACGUCCAACGGUGACGUGUUCCCCAAGACGCACGACGAGCUGGACUUCGAGUUCCUGGGCAACAUCCGGGGCAAGCCGUGGCGGAUGCAGACCAACAUGUACGGCAACGGCAGCGUCAGCCGGGGCCGGGAGGAGCGCUACGUGCUGCCCUUCGACCCCACCACCGAGUUCCACCGCUACUCCAUCCUCUGGGCGCGCGACGCCGUCGUCUUCUACGUCGACGACGUGCCCGUGCGCAACCUGCGCCGCGCCCGCGCCGGCCGCGACUUCCCGGCCAAGCCCAUGUCGCUCUACGCCACCGUCUGGGACGCCUCUAACUGGGCCACCUCCGGCGGCCGCUACCGCGUCAACUACCAGUACGGGCCCUUCGUCGCCUCCUUCACCGACCUCGCCCUCGCCGGCUGCCGCGCCCCCUCCCCCACGGAAGAAGGCUGCGCCGACGCGCUGGCCGCGUCCGACCCCGCCGUCAUGACGCUCGCCAAGCAGCAGGCCAUGCGCCAGUUCAGGGAGCGCAACAUGGUCUACUCCUACUGCUACGACACCAGGCGCUACCCCGUGCCCUUCCCGGAGUGCGACCUCGUCGAGUCGGAGCGGACGAGGUUCAAGGACAGCGGCCACCGGCUAUCGCUCAGGCGCCGCCGCGUGGGCCACCGGCCGGCCAGGCCGGGCGCCGCCAACAAGGCCGACAUGUAG
This is a messenger RNA of Triticum turgidum subsp. durum (durum wheat), 984 nucleotides long. The record is from the annotation of a GenBank genome assembly. NCBI's taxonomy places the organism in Eukaryota, Viridiplantae, Streptophyta, Magnoliopsida, Poales, Poaceae.